This is a messenger RNA of Nilaparvata lugens (brown planthopper), 2544 nucleotides long. Its product is annotated as endoplasmic reticulum-Golgi intermediate compartment protein 3. The coding region runs from base 100 to 1278 and encodes 392 amino acids. The record is from RefSeq and is a predicted model, not a curated record. Gene Ontology annotation, cellular component: Golgi membrane; endoplasmic reticulum membrane; COPII-coated ER to Golgi transport vesicle. Lineage: Eukaryota; Metazoa; Arthropoda; Insecta; Hemiptera; Delphacidae. Gene Ontology annotation, biological process: retrograde vesicle-mediated transport, Golgi to endoplasmic reticulum; endoplasmic reticulum to Golgi vesicle-mediated transport. The transcript is spliced from 11 exons.
GUAUACUGUUUACGUGUUUACGUCAGCGUUUGAGGUUAGUUGUUUCGGCAUUUUGGGCAAAAUUUUUAUUUCAAUUAUUACUUGAAUAAUCAGUUCAACAUGGAUUUCUUGAAAAAACUACAACCAGGUAUUGAGAAGUUAAGAGAACUUGAUGCUUAUUCCAAACCUAUUGAAGAUUUUCGAGUAAAAACUGUUUCCGGCGGCACAGUUUCAAUAUUAUGCUGGUGUCUGAUAGUUUUCCUCGUGUGUCUUCGAUGCUAUGAACAUCUAUAUAAUGAAGAGACUGUUGAAACAAUUUUUGUGGAUGUAUCAAGAGGACCAAAACUGAGGAUAAAUAUCGACUUUAUUAUGAAAAAUAUAUCCUGCGAAUUUCUUGCUCUCGAUGCAAUGGACAGUUCUGGAGAGCAACAUCUUCAAAUAUACCAUAAUAUUUAUAAGCGCAGACUGGACAAAGAUGGACAUCCCAUUGAAGAACCCAAAAAGGAGGAUGUUGGAAAGAUUAUUAAGAAGGAUGAAGAGAAAUCCGUGAAUGAUACUGCUGUGGAUGUAGUUAAAUGUGGGAGCUGUUACGGUGCAGAAAGUGAAGCCUUGAAUAUAACUUGCUGUAACACUUGUGAAGAUGUAAAAGAAGCCUAUAGGAGGAGAAAGUGGAUGCAACCCAACCUUGACACUAUUGAGCAGUGCAAAAGCUUGCACGAUCCUGAGAAGAUAAAAAAUGCAUUCAGUGAAGGAUGUCAUAUUUAUGGUUUCAUGGAAGUUAAUAGGGUGGGUGGCAGUUUCCAUGUAGCUCCAGGCCAGAGCUUCACCAUCAAUCACGUCCAUGUGCACGAUGUCCAGCCAUUCUCUUCAUCAUCCUUCAAUACAUCUCAUAAGAUAAGACAUCUUUCCUUUGGUGAGAACAAGAUUGUCGGGAAAAUCAACCCUCUUGAUGACACAGAAUCAAUUGCAGAUGAAGAGUCGACAAUGUUCCAAUACUACAUAAAAAUUGUGCCUACAAUCAGAGUUCACAGAGAUGGCUCCAUCUUCGAGUCCUACCAGUUUUCAGUCACUAAGCAUAAGAAGAAUGGAGCACAGAGUGGUAUGCCUGGAUUAUUUUUUAGUUACGAAUUAUCUGCUCUCAUGGUCAAGAUUACUGACAAAGUUGUACCUCUGAGCCACUUUAUAAAUGACAUUUGCUGUUGUAUUGGUGGAGUGUUCAUUGUCUUCAUGCUCAUCGACUCUUUCUUCUACAGAUCAUCGAUGUUGUUAAAAAAAAUUGAGAUUGGAAAAGCUAGUUAGCUCUAGUUUGGUUUUUUAUGAAUAUUAAGAAAAUGUUUUAUUUAUAAGUUCUAUUGUGAUAUGAUUUAUGGUUAAAAUAAUUAUUGUCCUCAACAUCACAGAGUUUAUCUCGUAUUAUUUGUAAAACUUUUCAAGUACGCAUUAUCAUAGAGAAACAAUAGCAUAAGUAGAUAUCCCAUUGUAUAGGGCGUUUAUGUCGCAACUUUUACUGUUAUCUCAAGCUGAUAGUCCACGUAGUUCUUUUCUUUGAAGCUUUAUGACGCUGGUAGUCUCUCAUAUUGUGCCGUUCAUACACUCUUACCCGGUCAAAACAGUAACAAUCUACAGUAAUCGGCUUGAGAUAACAGUGAUAGUUGUGACAUAAACGCCCUAUACCAUGGGAUAUCUACUUACGCUAUUGUUUCUCUAUGACAUUACAUUACGACUUCUAACUUGGCUGUAGGAUGCAUUUCUGUAUUCAUAUUGUACUAACUUGUGACUAAAAUUUAUUACUCAAAUUUUAACGUUUUUAUAAAAAAUCGUGGAAUUUCCAUUAUGAUGAUUCAUAGUACAAGAAAUCACUAAGUGAUAUGACUAAUAAUAAAUUAUUUUUUCUCAAUACUGUUAACUUAAUAGUCGUAUGUAUUAUAUAAGAUAAUAAUUGAAUUAUUUUACGUGUGGUUGUCAUGAUCUUGUAUCUCUAGAUUGAAAUAAUCAAUUAUGUCUACAGGUGAUUUCCAUUAACUAGUCUACUUUCGCAGAGCAAUAAAUCGUCCACUAUAGUAUGCUCGUCUAAGUUUAUAGGUUUUAUUGUCUUUUCUAAAAUUUCAGAUAACUAUCAUUAAGUUUCAUCUUAAGCAGCGUACAGACUUACACGCCACGCAUCACACGAAUGUCUCUCAAACAUUGAUCGUUUAAAUUGAAAUCAAAUCGUUUGUGACCAGCUUGUAAGUCUGUACACAGCUAUACAGAUAAUAUGUGAAUUUCGAUGUAAUUUUUCGUAGUUUUUCAGCAGUUCGAAUUAUUGAACGAGAGAGAACUGUUGGAAAGAUUUUCAAAUGAAAAUAUAGUAAGCUACACUCUUCAAAUUAAUUGUACAAAACUGAAUGCAUGUUAGAAUAACAUGUAUCACGAUUAGUAGGUAGGCCUAUUUAGUUUUAGUGAAAUCUCCAUAGCAUUUAUCAUAAUAUUAUUAUCAUUAAGAAAUUGUAUCAUUACAUUGGAUUCCCAUUUUUGUGAAUUUCUUGUAAACGUUUUGAAUUGUACAAAUAAAAUAGAUGAAACUCA